AUGGCCUUUGAGGUCGUACUUGGUGUCUGCUGUACCCUUCUCUCACCAUUGCCCUCGCCCGUAUGCUCCACACGAGGCCUCGUGCCUUUCACAACCCCACGGCGCUCCGCCUUCCUCGUGCAUCCAUCUCCUGCCUUCCUCGUGCACCCAUCUCCUGCCUUCCUCGUGCACCCAUCUCCUGCCUUCCUCGUGCACCCAUCUCCUGCCUUCCUCGUGCACCCAUCUCCUGCCUUCCUCGUGCACCCAUCUCCUGCCUUCCUCGUGCACCCAUCUCCUGCCUUCCUCGUGCACCCAUCUCCUGCCUUCCUCGUGCACCCAUCUCCUGCCUUCCUCGUGCACCCAUCUCCUGCCUUCCUCGUGCACCCAUCUCCUGCCUUCCUCGUGCACCCAUCUCCUGCCUUCCUCGUGCACCCAUCUCCUGCCUUCCUCGUGCACCCAUCUCCUGCCUUCCUCGUGCACCCAUCUCCUGCCUUCCUCGUGCACCCAUCUCCUGCCUUCCUCGUGCACCCAUCUCCUGCCUUCCUCGUGCACCCAUCUCCUGCCUUCCUCGUGCACCCAUCUCCUGCCUUCCUCGUGCACCCAUCUCCUGCCUUCCUCGUGCACCCAUCUCCUGCCUUCCUCGUGCACCCAUCUCCUGCCUUCCUCGUGCACCCAUCUCCUGCCUUGCUCUGCAUGCCCCAUCGCCCCUUGCCCUCACCCGUGCUCUCUCCUCGCACGUGGCGGGCAGGCAGGCUGCUGGAGGAGAGUCUAGCGCUGCUGCGCGCGGGGCUGCUGCCCGACUCCUCCUCGCCCACGUGCGCCAUCGGCUACCGCCAGGCCAUGGCCUUCCUGCUUCACUUCCACCGCCUCAUGGAGCAAGUGGGGAGCAGUGAGGAGCCAGGGCAGCAAGGGAAGCAGGUGGAGGUGCAGGCGGCGCUGCAGGCGGCACUGCAGGUGGCACUGCAGGCGGCGCUGGUGGCGUUCAUCUUGGAGUUCCAACAGGCGUUGCGGCGCUACGCCAGGUGCCAGAUCACGUGGUUCCGCUCCCAACCGCUCUUCCAAUGGCUGCCCGCCCAUGCCCCCCUGGUGCGCGGAAUUGCCCCCCUGGUGCGCGAAAUUGCCCCCCUGGUGCGCGGAAUUACCCUCUUGGUGCGCAGAAUCGCCCUCCUGGUGCGCGAAAUUGCCCCCCUGGUGCACAGAAUUGCCCCCCUGGUGGGGCUCAUGCUCCGCUGGUGA
Messenger RNA from Closterium sp. Yama58-4, 1215 nucleotides. Lineage: Eukaryota; Viridiplantae; Streptophyta; Zygnematophyceae; Desmidiales; Closteriaceae. The record is from the annotation of a GenBank genome assembly.